GGAUUUAUUAAGCGCGCUUGAGGGAACGCAAUGGACGGGCGACCGGGACGAUGUGAAGUGGGAAGUGGCAGUAUUAUAGCUUCCUGUGUCAUCCCCCUCCCGGAAUGGAAAGCCCUUCAUUUAUUCAUCCAAAACGCAAUCUGAUGAUGACGUUUGACUAAAAGCAAAGAUCAUCACCUCGACCCCCCUUGCCUUGGCUGCGCUGGCCACCACACCACCGUGAACCAAAACCAAAUUAGACCCGUACAUAAUUUCACAUGCACGGGACUAAAUCCUAUCUGAAUCACCCCAAGCGCUGACUGGAACACUUUAGGCGAUAAACGUCUAGCAAUCGAGUAAAUCUGCAGUGGUGGCGGUGGCUUCCUGUAGCCAAGCAUUUGAAAGAAGUAAUUUAACUUUAAGGAAGAAAGAGAAGCUACAUCAGGCGAGAUGCUGUUUCAAGGACGGUUAUGUGCGCUGGUGGGGACUACGUCGCGGCUCUCGGCUGUGACUCUCAGGACAGCUGCCUCCGAGAUACGACCCUCAGCUCUUAUGGGACUGAGAGCAAAUGCACGUGCACCAUCAGCCAUGGCCUUCAUACAGCUUCGAAACUUGCAUUCUGUCAAGUUCUCUCGCAGUUUAGAAUUCUUCUCGUCAAGCAGUGAUUUACCUUUGCCAAAGCAUACUUUUCAGCUGGGACCUGCAUAUGCAGAACAGGGUCGACCAAUGACCCUGCUGUUUUGCUGGUUAAUGUCCAAAGAAAAACACAUACGAAAAUAUGCAGAGUUGUAUAAUAACCUGGGAUUUGAUGUGCUAAAAGUCAGAAUAACGCCUUAUGAUCUUCUCCGUCCCACGAAAGGCACACAGCUUGUUGUGGAACAAGUUUUGCAGUUCCUGCAUGCAAAUCCUUCACAGAAUCCUCUAUUAAUUCAUGGCUUUAGUGUUGGGGCAUAUGUCUUCACUGAACUCAUGGUAAAG
This is a messenger RNA of Macrobrachium nipponense, 957 nucleotides long. RefSeq names its product transmembrane protein 53-like. The record is from RefSeq and is a predicted model, not a curated record. Gene Ontology annotation, molecular function: serine hydrolase activity. Lineage: Eukaryota; Metazoa; Arthropoda; Malacostraca; Decapoda; Palaemonidae.